Messenger RNA from Alternaria burnsii, 210 nucleotides. RefSeq lists its product as uncharacterized. NCBI's taxonomy places the organism in Eukaryota, Fungi, Ascomycota, Dothideomycetes, Pleosporales, Pleosporaceae. Bases 1 to 210 code for a protein of 69 amino acids. The record is from RefSeq and is a predicted model, not a curated record. The transcript has a single exon.
AUGUUCGUACAUCUUCACGCCGAAGAUUGUAGUGCAGUAUUACCGUGCAUCCCCUCUACUGAAAGCAAGGCCGUACUUAGAGGAAUAAAAGGUAUACCUCAGUCAACCCAGGCUGAAAAAUAUAGUGCACUCAAAGCUGUAUGGCAAAGCGAGUGGAUAGAGGUGUGCGACUGCCCAGACUAUGGUGCUGGAGACUCACCUGUGCAUUGA